This is a messenger RNA of Microstroma glucosiphilum, 576 nucleotides long. RefSeq names its product cell division control protein 42. The record is from RefSeq and is a predicted model, not a curated record. Gene Ontology annotation, biological process: small GTPase-mediated signal transduction. Bases 1 to 576 code for a protein of 191 amino acids. The transcript is spliced from 5 exons. Gene Ontology annotation, molecular function: GTPase activity; GTP binding. Lineage: Eukaryota; Fungi; Basidiomycota; Exobasidiomycetes; Microstromatales; Microstromataceae.
AUGCAGACUAUCAAGUGUGUCGUCGUGGGUGAUGGUGCCGUCGGAAAGACGUGCCUUCUGAUCUCUUACACCACAAACAAAUUCCCGUCGGAGUAUGUCCCGACCGUGUUCGACAACUAUGCUGUGACGGUGAUGAUUGGGGAGGAUCCUUACACGCUGGGACUGUUCGACACCGCAGGGCAAGAGGACUACGAUCGUCUGCGACCGCUGUCGUACCCUCAAACAGACGUCUUCCUCGUGUGUUUCUCCGUGACCUCGCCAGCCUCGUUUGAGAACGUGCGGGAGAAGUGGUUCCCAGAGGUGCAUCACCACUGCCCCGGCGUACCCUGCCUCAUUGUAGGAACACAGGUGGAUCUCAGGGACGAUUCGGCCGUGGUCGAAAAGCUGUCCAGGCAAAAGCAGAGGCCGGUGUCUCAAGAAGCUGGAGAGCGUUUGGCAAGGGAGUUGGGAGCAGUCAAGUACGUGGAGUGCUCAGCUUUGACGCAGAAGGGCUUGAAGAACGUCUUUGAUGAGUCCAUCGUGGCAGCACUGGAACCGCCCAUCGUGAGGAAGAAGCCGAAGUGUGUCAUCCUCUAA